AUGGAUUUUUUCAUGUUGUUGUUGUGCUGCUAUGGGUCAAACAUGUUUGUGAUAAAUGUGGUACAAUCAUUUUCCUUUGACGAGUUAGUGAAAUGUGUGUGCAACAAAUGGUGUGAUUUGUCUGCUGAUUCAAUCACUAUGUUUUACCGACUGUCGGAGUAUACAAAUUGUCAUUUGGAUAACAAUGAGGAAUUGCAAAACAUGUUAUUACUUGGUAAAUCAAUUGGAGUUGAAGGAAUUGAUGUUGUUGUUGAGCAAAAAUUGGGCACUAAUAGACAUAGUAGUUUAGCAAAUCCAUGCAUUGAAGAUGAGGAUCAAACAAAUUUGCUUCGUAGAUAUUGUGCACACAGUGAGAAGGUUUUGCUGUCUUCAGUUUGGGAAAAUGAUAUUACGCAUAUUGGUCAAUGUUUCACAGGAGGAGCAUUUGAGUUUCGUACUGUUUUAUGCAAAUAUGCAGUGCAAUGUGGAGUCCAAAGAGCAAACCAAUUUUUCUACCUUAAGAGAUGGACUAAGAUACAUAGUUGUGGUGCUGAUGUUCGUACUUCAAAAAAUCCAAGGCUCAACUCUGAUUUGGUGUCAAAUGUUGUAUCUGAGCGUAUUAGGGACAUACCACUAACACGCCCCACUGAUGUGGCAUAUACUUUCAAGGCAGACUAUGGACUUGAUAUCAGCUACCAUGUAGCAUGGUUAGGUGUUAAGAAAGCGAGAGAGGCUAUGCAUGGUGAUUACUUAACAUCGUUUGACCAACUGAAAUGGUAUGGUGAUGCUGUUCAGCAUUAUAAUCCUGGAAGUCAUAUCAAUAUUGACUAUGAUUUGAAGACUAGUCAGUUUAAAAGGUUUUUUGUAGCAUUUGCUGCGUGCAUAAAUGGCUUCAAAUAUUGUCGCCCUUUGCUUUUUCUUGAUGGAACAUUUCUAAAAGAGAGAUACAAAGGGCAGUUGCUUACAGCGACAGCUAAAGACGGUAACCAAGGAUUGUUUCCAGUAGCCUUUGCAAUUGUUGAUUCGGAGAGUGAAUCGAAUUGGUCAUGGUUUCUAUAUGAACUGUCAAAAGUAAUUGCUGAUGAUAUACGUAUGACAUUUGUAUCCGAUCAUAAUCUAGGGCUUUUGGAAGCAAUGCCAAAGGCAUUCCCAUCAGCAUAUCAUGGAUGGGGACAACGAUAUGGUGAGAUGACAUCCAAUGUUGAUGAAUCAUUUAACAAUUGGAUUAAAGAAGAACGAAAUCUUCCAAUAACAAAAUUGGUUGAUACUAUCCGGAAUCAAAUAAUGUGUCAAAUGUCAGAGCGAAGGGAUAUUGCAAACAAGUGGAAUGAAAUUAUUUGCCCUACCUUUGAGACUAACCUCCAAGAUUCAUUCAAUUCUAAUAGGUCAUGGAAUGUGAGUAAAGCUAAUGAUGAUGUGUUCGAGGUGCAUUCGUUUCUAUCAGUUACGGUUGAUGUUGGACGUUGUGUUUGUUCUUGCUACCAGUGA
This is a messenger RNA of Camellia sinensis, 1467 nucleotides long. NCBI's taxonomy places the organism in Eukaryota, Viridiplantae, Streptophyta, Magnoliopsida, Ericales, Theaceae. The record is from RefSeq and is a predicted model, not a curated record.